Topomyia yanbarensis is the source of this 423-nucleotide messenger RNA. RefSeq lists its product as uncharacterized. Bases 1 to 423 code for a protein of 140 amino acids. NCBI's taxonomy places the organism in Eukaryota, Metazoa, Arthropoda, Insecta, Diptera, Culicidae. The transcript has a single exon. The record is from RefSeq and is a predicted model, not a curated record.
AUGAACGCGCAUCCACUUGCGAGUUACGCAACACUUCUACGUCGACGCAACGCAACACAACACUUCUACGUCGACGAUUUUCUCUUUGGGGCGCCGGACGUAGAAUCCGCCAUCAAGUUGUGUCGUGAGACAUCGGCAAUGCUAGCUUCCGCUGGAUUACCGCUCAAGAAAUGGGCAUCGAGUUCUCCUGAAGUUCUUGAGGAUGUACCACCUGAUGAUCUGGCAAUUCUGCCAUUCCAUAAUCUUCAGGAUGACCAGGCUGUCUUCACGUUCGGCCUCAUUUGGGAACCGAAGUUGGAUAUACUCAUGUUCAAGGUUCAGUUUCUGCUAGCCGCAUCCGUCCCGACGAAACGCAAGGUGAUGUCGUGCAUCACCCAAAUUUUCGAUCCACUCCAACGUGUGUCCAACGAUCACCAAAGCUAA